AUGCUUGACAGCCCGCAUGAAGCAAGUCUGGUCGAUAUUAUUCUGUGGGCGCUCGGACUGACCCGUGGCGUCGUGUUUCAAGUCAUUGCUAUGACAAGCCUUGGCAUUACUACGAUCCCUUGCAUCGUCAAUCUCGACUUUAACCUCGAGUUUCUCUACCGUCUACCGGAAAAACUCAUCUAUAUCAUGUUGACAUCUUUAUAA
Messenger RNA from Penicillium macrosclerotiorum, 204 nucleotides. RefSeq lists its product as uncharacterized. Bases 1 to 204 code for a protein of 67 amino acids. Lineage: Eukaryota; Fungi; Ascomycota; Eurotiomycetes; Eurotiales; Aspergillaceae. The record is from RefSeq and is a predicted model, not a curated record. The transcript has a single exon.